This is a messenger RNA of Phytophthora nicotianae INRA-310, 1109 nucleotides long. RefSeq lists its product as hypothetical. Gene Ontology annotation, cellular component: extracellular region. Gene Ontology annotation, biological process: RNA catabolic process. Bases 70 to 1017 code for a protein of 315 amino acids. NCBI's taxonomy places the organism in Eukaryota, Oomycota, Peronosporomycetes, Peronosporales, Peronosporaceae. The transcript has a single exon. The record is from RefSeq and is a predicted model, not a curated record. Gene Ontology annotation, molecular function: ribonuclease T2 activity; RNA binding.
UGCAAGACCUCGCAGACCACAACGCAAUUUGCCUACUUGAGCACAAGACGAUCUUCAUUCUCUUCUACGAUGUUCACUAGCUUCGCCACCGCCGUCCUCGCUUCCACCCUGCUAGCCGUCGACUUCCAGGCCUCGUCCGCUGCCGCCACCAACUACGCCGGCGGUUGGCUCGCAUCGGACCCCACCAACCAAUGCGUGGACAUUUGCUCGGCACCGUCCAAGACGUGCCUCACCUCGGACGCCGCCUGCCUCGCCAAGACGAUGGUCCCGGGUGACUUCGACUAUAUGGUUCUGGAGCAGCUUUUCGUCCCGCAGUUCUGCCGUGACCUGCUCAAGGGUGUCGACUCCACUAUCUCGCACCAGAACAUCGACGUGUACCCGAACGGCACGGCCUGCGUCGAGAGCGUGGUCAAGAGUGAGCUCACGAUCCACGGCCUGUGGCCCAACUAUAACGACGGCUACGUGAGCUGCUGCAACCCGAGCUCGACGGUGGUGAACGACCCGUACAACGCCGCUGACUUCGCUGCCGCGCAGAGCACUCUUCUCGCCACAAUGGGUGAAAAGUGGGUGGACGCCACGCAGGCCACCACGUACGAGUCGCUGUGCGAGAUCUACAACCACGAGUUCCAGAAGCACGGUCUCUGCUACGCUGCGGACGGUGAUGACUACAUCUCGGCUGCCGUCACGUACUUCACAGCUACGUUGAAGACGGCGGAUCGCAUCAGCUCGGCUACCGAGCAGAUUAACAAGUGGGCCGCGCAAUCGACACCGCAGACGACUCUGGCCGAGAUUGAGGCUCUGUACGACCACAGCGUCAUGGUCUUGUGCUCGGCCGUAGAUGGCAACAACCAACUGUCGGCUAUCCGUACGUGCUACGAGAAGCCCACGAACAUCACGAGCGAGGGACCGACCACGCAGAUUGACUGCGCUGCUGCGACGGCCACUUCGGCAUUUUCCGUGUGCUCGGGUGACUCGCCUAUCACUCUGACCGCGUACACGGCCCCGACGUCGGCUUAAACCCAUUGAAUUCGGACAAAAUGAUAGAGCGAAGGUGCUAGUAACUUUUAGUAUAAAGUUCAAUGAGUUGCUUCAAGUGCAUUGUCACACCU